AUGGCAGUUUUGAAAUCUGGAGGGAACGCCGUCGAUGCGGUAGAAGUCGCAAUCAAAUUUCUUGAAGACCACGAAAUUACAAACGCUGGUUAUGGUAGCAACUUGACUCUCAACGGUACAGUUGAAUGUGACGCGACGAUUGUCGAUCAUCUCGGUCGAAGUGGAGCUGUUGGAGCGGCAGAAAAUAUUAAAAAUCCCAUUGCUGCUGCUCGUCUUAUACUGGAUGCCUCAACCAGGCCUCUAGCUUUUCACCGUGUACCUCCAAAUUUGAUCACAGGUCCUGGUGCAACAGAUUUUGCCCGGAGUCAGGGAAUACCGGUCCUCCCUACAAAUUCCUUAGUCUCCAGGAGUGCUCGUCAGCGGUGGAUUCAAUGGAACCAUGAGCUACAAUUGCUAGAAUGCCAACGCCAGAAGAAGGAGUGGGAUUUGGAGCACCUCUCCUCGCGAAAAUCAACCCCAGGGCCUGGUGGAUCAAGCCCUAGCUCAUCCCGUCGUUCAGUUCGCAGCUCAAAUUCGCCCUGUAAUUUUGACCGUUUGCAAUAUACUCCGAGCCCCGACGGAUCUGUCAAGGAUGUCCAGAUGGAAGCUGUGUUGGAAACGGAUACCGCUUCCGCCCAACCUAUGCUCAAUAUGGCUGAGAAUAGGGUCAUUGAUUUUGACUCGGGCAUAGAGAAUAAUACAGAAUAUGUCGACCACCAUAUGCCUUGUCUAUCAGCUCCGCGACAUGUUUCUACACUUCCAGACAGCCCAUCUUUGAUACCUGGAGUGACUGAUACUGCCACCGAAAAUGAAACAUCCAACACUCUUCGAACCUUGAACGGAGAUAUCUUGAUGGAAAUUGAUGAUCAUAUUAGUGACACAGUAGGUGCAAUUGCGAUCGAUUGUCAUGGAAACAUCGCCGCAGGGUCUUCUUCUGGAGGAAUUGGAAUGAAGCACUGUGGCCGAACUGGGCCGGCCGCACUGGUCGGGGUUGGGACAGCGGUCGUUCCGGUAGAUCCGAAGGAUGUAGAGGUGACUUCUACUGCGGCAGUCACUAGUGGCACAGGCGAACAUAUGGCAACUUGCAUGGCAGCUGCUGCAUUUGCGGAGCGAAUCUACAGCAGCACUAGGAAACUUCCAGGCCAGCUGGGCGCUCUUGAAUCGGUCUCAGAAGACGAAGCUUUGCGAAGCGUGAUUGAACAUGAAUUUAUGGGUUAG
Ophidiomyces ophidiicola is the source of this 1197-nucleotide messenger RNA. RefSeq lists its product as uncharacterized. Gene Ontology annotation, molecular function: threonine-type endopeptidase activity. Lineage: Eukaryota; Fungi; Ascomycota; Eurotiomycetes; Onygenales; Onygenaceae. Gene Ontology annotation, biological process: protein maturation. The transcript is spliced from 2 exons. The record is from RefSeq and is a predicted model, not a curated record. The coding region runs from base 1 to 1197 and encodes 398 amino acids.